Messenger RNA from Calliphora vicina (urban bluebottle blowfly), 6028 nucleotides. It is a transcript of the gene Kul, whose product is annotated as Kuzbanian-like. Lineage: Eukaryota; Metazoa; Arthropoda; Insecta; Diptera; Calliphoridae. Gene Ontology annotation, molecular function: metalloendopeptidase activity. Gene Ontology annotation, cellular component: plasma membrane. Gene Ontology annotation, biological process: membrane protein ectodomain proteolysis; Notch signaling pathway. The record is from RefSeq and is a predicted model, not a curated record. The coding region runs from base 214 to 5424 and encodes 1736 amino acids. The transcript has 11 exons.
AAAGAUAAAAAAUUUCAAUCAUAAAAUGUCAAUAGUCAAGUGAAGUUGAAAAUUACAAAAAAAAGAAGUGUGAAAAAUUUCAACAAAUAAAACAAGUUUAUGAUUUAUUUAACAAAACAACGACAGCAGCAACAAAUAUAAAAUAAAGAAAAAUAUUUAAAAGAAAAAAAAACGUAACGAAACGAGCCAAAACGAAAUUAUUUAGCCAACAAUAUGAAUUGGAUUAUUGUGGCCAUAGUGCUGCUUAUGGCUCACAAAGAGUAUAUGGCCAGUCCAACGCCACUCAAAUUGCCCGGUCAUACACAGAAAAUAACUCCAUUUAUAAAACAUUGGGAGGCAGCAAAUUUCGAUCGUACACAUUUACAUGAGGCCCAUCAAAAACAUAUCGAACAGAAGCGACAUCGUCGAAAAAGAGACUUAAAUGCUGGUGAAUAUGGGCCAGCGCAUACCAUAAGACUGAAUUUUUCUGCCCAUGACAGGGAAUUUCGUUUGGUGCUGCGUCAGGAUCCCUUGUCAGUAUUCACCAGUGAUGUACAAAUAGAAACGAGUGAUGGACCCAUGGAUUAUGAUAUUACUAGAAUAUAUACGGGGUCUUUAGAAGAUGAUGAAAACUCCCACGUACAUGCCAUUCUCACCAAGGACAAUCUGUUGGAUGGUACAAUAGAAACACCUACAGAAAAUUUCUACAUCGAACCUUCUCACAGAUAUUCCCAGCAAUUGAAUGAGACUGGCGUUCACACCAUAAUUUAUAAAAUGAGUGAUGUGGACAUGCGCAAACCGGCAGUCAAGGAGCCCUCCAAAUCAUCAACGGCCGAACACUGUGCCAGCGAACGUCUAAGACGCAGCAUGUUACUGGACGAACUUAAACGGAGAAAGGUCAAUGACGAGGAGCUUCGAGCGUACAAGGAUGAGCCUAUCACACAAGAAGAAGUUAAAUUGUAUAAAAAACGCUCGAAAAGAUGGCUGCCAGAAGAGCUGGCUUCAUCUGGUGAUGGCCAUAAAAACGAUCCUCCGCUGCCGUUGGAUUUAGAUGUUCCAUACAAUGAUGAUUACAGUAUUUUUCAUAAUGCGGAUAAUCCGCAUCAGCAGCAGCAUGAUGAAAAAACAUUUAGUCCUUUAGAAAAAACCACCUCAACUGAAACUACGAGUAACUUUAAUAAUAAUAAAAAUAAUUAUAACAAUAAAAAUACAAAUACAAACAAUAAGGAAGAACAACUGCGUAAAACGCAACAAGCAUCUGUGAUAACGUGGCGUAAUGCUGGCCAACAACAAAAAAAAUAUGAUACAGUUACAACAACAACUACUACAACUGCACAGCCACCAGCAUUUAUGUUUCCCACUAAUUCAGCCUCAUCAUCGUUUACCAAGUACAACCGCAAUCGUAACAUCAUUGUUAGUAAUUAUAAUCCGAAUAAUAGCAACAACAACAAUAAUAACAACAACAACUACAAUGGAGACAACAUUAACAAUUCCUACAACAAUAACAUAAGAAAGACCUACACAAAACAUAAAAAUAUUAUUGUUAGUACCUUCAACAGCAACAACAACAAUAAUAAUAACAACAACAAUCAGAACACUAACAUCAGCAAUAGAUCAGCCUCCUCUUACGAUCGUGUCGAUGAUUUCAGCGAUGGCAGUAAUUUCUUCAACAACAAUUGGACCACCAUCUUCAUGGGCAACGAUCGUCCCAUACACAAGACCCACGUGGAAAUCAUCACUAAAAACGGUGCCACCAAAAAGCCCAACAUCAUUGUCAACAACUAUAAUCCCGACAUUAUGAUGGCACCCAAUCCCCACAAUCCCAAUUUCAAUAGUAUGCUUAUGACCAAUCUGCUGAGCAACAGAGGCAGCGGUGACUUUGGUCAAAGUGAAUCAUCAAAUUCGGGAAAAUCCUUGUAUGAUCGCAAGAUCACUUGCAUGCUGUAUUUACAGGCGGAUCAUACGUUUUUUCAGAAGAUGGGUUCGGAUGAGGCCAGCAUAGAGGCGAUUACGAGGCAUGUCCAGAGAGCCAAUGCCAUAUACAAGAAUACAGAUUUCAACAAUGAUGGCAAAGCUGACAAUAUUACAUUCAUGAUUAAGCGCAUCAAAGUCCACAAUAUGAAUGCCGUCAAAGACCCUUCAUACCGCUUUCCCGGCAAUUAUGGCGUUGAAAAAUUUUUAGAAUUAUUUUCAGAGGAGGAUUACGAUGCAUUUUGUUUGGCUUAUAUGUUCACCUAUCGAGACUUUGAAAUGGGUACUUUGGGUUUAGCAUGGACGGGUGAUUUGAAAAAUGCUGGCGGUGUAUGUGAAAAGAAUGGGCAUUAUCGUGGUUCAUUAAAAUCCUUAAAUACUGGCAUUGUAACAUUACUAAAUUAUGGCAAACAUGUGCCGCCAGCUGUUUCCCAUGUUACAUUGGCCCAUGAAAUUGGCCAUAACUUUGGAUCACCGCACGAUCCCGAACAGUGUACUCCAGGUGGUGAAGAUGGCAACUAUAUUAUGUUUGCCCGUGCUACAUCGGGCGACAAGAAGAACAACAAUAAAUUCUCACCAUGUUCCUUGAAAUCCAUUGAGCCGGUGCUUAAUGCUAAAGCCCGCAGUACCAAAGGCUGCUUUACCGAGCCACAAACCUCUAUUUGCGGUAACGGUGUGGUCGAGCCAGGUGAACAGUGUGAUUGUGGCUGGGAGGAAGACUGCAAAGAUUCGUGUUGCUUUCCCAUGUCAAGGCAUUCACGUAUAGACGAGAAACCCUGCACUCUAACGCCGAAAGCCAUGUGUAGCCCGUCCCAGGGUCCCUGCUGUACGGGAGAUUGUAAACUUAAGUAUGGCGAUAAGUGUCGUGAUGACAACGGCUGCCGAGAUCCCAGUUUCUGUGAUGGUCACAUGCCUCAAUGUCCGCCCUCCAUCAAUAAGCCCAAUAAAACAAUUUGCAACAAGGAAUUUGUCUGCUAUAUGGGAGAAUGUACUGGCAGUAUUUGUCUGGCCUACGGUUUGGAAUCGUGUCAAUGUAUUCCUGGUCCGAAAGAUGACAAAAUCAAAUCCUGUGAAUUGUGCUGCAAACUGCCCGGAGAAGAUAAUCCCUGUCGCAGUUCGUUCGAAUGGAAUGAUGCACCAUUUGAUGUGCCCGAUAUGUAUGCCAAACCUGGUACUCCUUGCAAUGACUACAAUGGUUACUGUGAUGUCUUCCAGAAAUGUCGUGAAGUUGAUCCCUCUGGCCCCUUGGCAACAUUGCGAAAACUACUAUUGUCCGAAGAGAGUAUUGCAACAUUUAAAAAGUGGAUGCAACAAAACUGGUAUACAGUUGCUUUAGCGGCUAUUGGCGUUUUUGUAUUAUUGAUACUGAGCACGAAGCUACUGGCGAAGCGAUCAAAUCUGAAAUUGAAAUCUGUCACAAUAAUACACAGCGCCACCACCGAAACCGUACGUCUACCCGACGACAACAACGGCGUUAUCGUGCAUACGGCCGUCCGUACAAAAGUACCAUUCAAAAAGAAGGUAAGAGGCGAACGCAGCAACUCCAACAAUCCAGCCAACAAUGGUAACAAAUCAAAGAUCGGCGGUAGUAAAAUCAAUAAAAAUGCAAACAAAUCCACACAUGCCCAUGCCAGGGCCACAAAAGUUACCACUACGAAUGGGGCAAGCCUAACCACCAAUACUGCCACCGUGAACACUGCGAACGGUGGCACAGUGGGCGAUGCUAAGAAACCUGCCAGAACCAAAAAGAAUAGAGUAUCGGGCAGUACGGGAAAAUCUGCUCACAACGUCAUAAAUGCUGUGGUCAACGCAGAGGAGAAUCUUAAGAAAUCAAAGAAGAAGAAACACAGUAAAGAAAUUAUAGAUUAUUCAUCUCGCACCGGCCCUGCCUUGGGCGGAGCCCCGGUUAAUCACACAAACACCUUUGGCAAGGUACAAAAAUGGUUGCUGGAAUCGCCCAUAGUAGCUCAGCCACUCUCCCACAUCGAACAUUCUUCCAAGGUGAGGAAGGUAAUGAGUAAAUCACAAAGUACCCCCGAAAGACUUGUGCAGAAAACACCCACCAAAAGCAAAAGCAUGGGCAACCUGCCCAAUGAGAAGGUCAAGCUACAGGUGGUAUACAAACCGCCAUUCCGAUUUGCUCUUCGCUUAUCAAAGAACACCAAGGUUAAGACUCAUGUGAUGGGCAACAUAAGCAAUAAUAAAUUCAAAAGACACUCUAGAACAGACAAUAAGCGAUCCAGUGGAAGUCAUCAGAUGGAUGGUGGUGGCAGCGGGAGUGGUGGUGGCGUGAAAUCUUUGGGUGAGAAAACCAAGCGGGCCGCCUUAUUACUACGUUCCAAUAAUGACGAGGACAAUCAAAUUUUAACCUUAAAUGAACCCAAUUACGAAACCCUUAAUCCCAAAACAGCACCUUCCAAAAUGGAAAAUCCCUUCUAUGAAAACAUGAAAUUUAUGCAGACGAAUGAAAAGCGACACAGUGAUCCAGCUGUGACCACUGGAGAUUCGGGUGUGGCCUCAGGCAGUGGAGGUUCUAUGACAAACAGUGUAAAGCGCUCCUCCAGCAAGUCAAAUCUGGAAGCCCAUCAACAACAAUUUCAAAGAUCCUCUAGUUCCAGCAACCCCUUUGCCGUAAUGGAUGCAGCACGUAAUUCGCGCAAACUAAGCGAAAGUAAUGCUGACAACUUAAGCCGCAAUUUUGGCAGCACACAGAAUUUAAUCAACAGCAGUCAAAGUAAUUUAAGUAAAUCAAAAAAACGUAGCAGUCUUAAUUUAAAGUCAAGUCUAAAUAAAAAUGGCAAAGAUCCACCAUUGCCGGCCAACAUGCCACCAACUAAAAGAAGUAACUCCAACAUGAAUCUGAGAAGAGAUUCUGCCACAAAUGCUGCAGCGGACCACUUAAAAGUAUCCAAGCAUUUGCAGUCACAGGCAGUGCCCCUGAGACGUAGCAUAAGCAGCUCCACGCAUACAAAUCAAACGGCUGCCAAUCCUCUAGCCAAAUCAUCAUCGUCAUCAUCAACGCCUGCCGGUGCAGCAGCUUUACCCACUCAACUGCCAUCUUAUAAUGCUCAACGUUCUUCAAGAGCCAGUUUUAGCAAUAUACCCAGAGCUAGUCUUAGUCUGGUCAAUUCAUCCUCCUCCAGUACGGGUAGCAAUUCGCCAGCCAACUUAAAUAAUACAAAUCACACAAAUUUCCCCUUUAACCCCCAAGCCACGACUGUCCACAACAUGCAGAACGAGCAAAGACGCAGUCGAUCUAGUUUACCACCGCCACCAAUACAGCCGCACACCGGCCAUCAAAGAUCAAAUUCUGUACGGCAACAUGCCCACAACUAUCAUCCGCCACCACUGCCCACCAACAGCAGCAACGCAGCAGUCAGCAAUAAAUCUCAAUCAAACUCAAAUGCAAACAACUCGGAAUUGCCAUCCGACUUAGAGGUCAUGGUGUCCGAUAUUGAAAAUUUGGUUAGUUAGUCAAAAGUUUAUAAAGUUCGACAGAGUCAUUUCCUUCGUAGGUAGAAUACCAAUGAAUUGAUUAAGAAUUCCUUGCGUCUGCUGCUUUUAAAUGUGCUCCCACUCUCACUACCACCACUCACUACUUUCACACAAACCUGCCACAAUAUUUUCAAUAUUCGAAAAUUUGGUGUUAGAGAAAACGAAACAAAUAGAAAAGCUGAAAUAAAAAAAACAAGAAAAACUACCGCCGCCUCACUGCCCUCUUUUGGACUACAAUACUAAAUAAUUUUAAAAUUUCAAAGCGAAAGUUACUUAAACUUUUGCAAGACGAUAGAUGGAUGGAUGGAUAGAUGGAUGAAAGCAUGGAUGGAUGGUAUUAUUUUGAUAUUAAAACAUGAACAAAAAUUACAAAAAUUUUACGUGUAACAAAAGUUUCUUAGAUUAUUUUUGUAAGAGGAAAAAUACAAAUAAAAAAAUUACAAAAACUAGAAGACUUCCCUGUCACUCUUUCCUUUCCUUACCCACUCCCUUCCAUAACAAAUUGAAAUAAAUUUGUUUAAUAAAAUACUUGAAUGCUGUAGACAAAGUUUUCCUCCUUAUUGGCUUGUUGUUUCGAUUUUCC